Bombyx mandarina (wild silkworm) is the source of this 1963-nucleotide messenger RNA. It is a transcript of the gene Ephrin, whose product is annotated as ephrin. The record is from RefSeq and is a predicted model, not a curated record. Gene Ontology annotation, biological process: ephrin receptor signaling pathway; axon guidance. Gene Ontology annotation, cellular component: plasma membrane. Gene Ontology annotation, molecular function: ephrin receptor binding. Lineage: Eukaryota; Metazoa; Arthropoda; Insecta; Lepidoptera; Bombycidae.
GCGCUUACGUAUCCUACUUCGCGGCGUCCGCUUCACAAUACAAAGAACACCUUAAUUUUGAAUAAAAAUGUGAUGUAUUGAUUAAUUUGAACUUUUCAUGAACACAAAAAGUAUAUUCGUGCAUUUCAUAACGUUCUCCUAACGUUGUACAGUGUUAAAAACGGUUUUAAAGUCGCGUUUUCACGGAGGGCCACGUCCCAUGGAAUUCCACAUUUAUCGAUGAAUAGAAUCUGGCGUGCGGACAGAGAAACAUGGUGGACUUGUCGCGUUGAAAAGUGAACGAAACUUUGUGUUUUAUGUGAUAAAUAUAAUAUUAUUACGAUGGAAAUCGUAUGGGUGAAGUGUAUUUGUUAAUAAAUAUGGAUCGGUGUGCGUUUGCUAUACGGAAAGUGUAAGAACGCAUCCUCUGUGUCUUCGAUCGGAUAAUGAAACUUUGAUAAACCUGUCAGAAUGGUGACCCUAACUUCUUUCGGAUUGAGACACACCCCUUGGACUGUUAUAGUUCUGGUUUUCUUCAUGGAAAGCGCGAUGGGUAACUUCGCUAAAUCAUUCUACAUCCACUGGAAUACGACCAACAGCAUAUUCAGGAUCGACAAUACAGAUCACGUUUUCGAUCUGAAUAAAGGAAAUGCACAAUUUGAAUAUGAUCAAGUUAACAUAAUAUGUCCUGUUUAUACACCCGGUACAUACGAGGAGGAUACCGAGAAAUAUAUAAUAUACAAUGUUAGCAAAGAAGAAUACGAUACGUGUAGAAUAACGAAUCCAAACCCACGUAUUAUAGCUAUAUGCGAUAAACCACACAAAUUAAUGUUUUUCACUAUCACAUUUCGACCUUUCACACCUCAGCCGGGCGGACUGGAGUUUCUGCCCGGCAAAGAUUACUAUUUCAUAUCGACGUCCAGCAAGGAUGAUCUGCAUCGACGCAUCGGCGGCCGGUGUCUAACGAAUAAUAUGAAGCUGGUCUUUCGCGUUUGCUGCAAGCCCGAGGAUCAGUCUCCGGUACCUCCGCCGCAGCCGACCUUGCCGCCUCCACCCCCGCCGCCGACGACGUCCACGACGACCACGACGACGACAACAAGCAAACCGGUCACCAAAAAGACGCACAAAUAUGACAAAGCCGAGAAUGAGGUGAUUAAGAGCGAGGAGCUGUCUCAUUCGCGCGGGGCAGCGCUGGCUUCGUCUCUCGCUUUGGCCCUGGCUGCUAGCGCGGUUCUAGCCCCACUGGCUCGGUGAAUGUGCGCCAGGGCGGCGCGGCCACCCCGUCCGGACCUCCGAGACAAGCCCGGUCCAGCUCACACCACGCAGACGCUUCAAACCCUACAUCUUCGUCCCGACACUCUAGUCUAUACGUGAACUUCCUAGAAUAGUGGUGUGAAAUAAACUAGUGCGGUGGCUAAAAUGCCCAAUGGAUUGUGCAUAAAACGGAUUGAUAAUGGGAUUUUGGAUUUUUGUAAGUACUAACUAAAAUGUGAGAUGUCGUUUUCAUUUGAGAAAUUGACAUGAAUAACUGAAUAACGUUCAUCAACAGUGUUAUUAUACGUCAGUGGAUAAUAGUUCCAUAUAAAUAUUUACGUAACACGAAAUAAAAAAAAACGUUAGUCGCUAAGGAACAUUUAAAAUAUCGAGCCUAAAUUUGUAAUAUUGUAAUAAUAAUCGGGCCUACAAAAUAAUCGAAAUGAUAAUACUAUAAUUAAAAUUAAAAAAACACUUGGUUUUCGUCUGCAACAUAACGUAGUUACUUACGACUUGAGUUGUAUAUUUCUAGUAAAAAAAAAAACGUUAAAAUGUAUAUUAAUGAUAAUUAGGUUUUAUAAACCGUUAGAAAUUUAACGUUAUUUUUUUUUUUUUCGAUAAUGCAACGGUGAAUAUUCGUGUAAGGUCUGUGUGCUUAGUGCGCGUUUUUUAACGUUUUCGAUAGCGUAAAAGUUAACUAAAAUUUAAUGAAGUCGGAACGUUUCCCUAC